Geodia barretti is the source of this 870-nucleotide messenger RNA. The record is from the annotation of a GenBank genome assembly. NCBI's taxonomy places the organism in Eukaryota, Metazoa, Porifera, Demospongiae, Tetractinellida, Geodiidae.
AUGCUAUUUAUAGGUAGACGUAACGUCAUACCUGCAACGUGCCCUGCCCCCUACGCACCCUUCUUUCUCGGCGCACCAGACUUCUCCCCAGCAUGAGUGUGUUAAACCAGGACACUAACACGCAGAAGAGCACGCCGCCAGUGUUCCCCGAGCUCCGCGACAAGCUCGUGGCCUCGCACAGACCCCCGAGGAGCGAGGACUUCCUCGGAGGAUUGGGAGUCAUCCUGCACGACUCACUCACUCCAGACGAGUGUCGCGCGGUGGUGGACGCCACGGAGAAGGUCGGCUACGAGGGAGCAAAGAACUACUGCUUCAUGUACAACAACAGAUGGAAUGAUCGGUUCAUGGCCGACGACGCGCAACUGGCAGAGUUUCUCUGGGAACGAGUCAAGGAGUUCACUCCGAAGAGAGUGGAGGCGUUCGAGCGAACCUGGGAGGUGGACGGACUCAACUCGAGGUUUCGGUUCUGCAAGUACCUAGGCGGGGAGGGGCACUACUUUGGCCCCCACACAGACGGGAUGUACACCGCAGAUCUGGAUCAUCGCAGUCUCUUCACCUGCAUGUUCUAUCUCAACGGCGGCCCAGAUUUCAAGGGAGGACUCACCAACUUCAUUGACCACAAGACGCGUAAAGUGAACCACUCCAUAGUUCCAGCCCCGGGGCUCUGCGUCAUAUUUCGGCAGGUGGACCUUCGAACCUACCACGAGGGAACCCAAGUCACCAGUGGGCUCAAGUACAUCAUGAGAACUGACGUCAUGUACCAUGCAGUCAGCUAGCUAUAUAACUGCCAAUUUUAACCCAUCCUUUUUAUGAUUUGUGUUGUACUCUAUUCCAUUAUGCCUGUAUGACUACAUAGUGACACAAGGUAAC